This is a messenger RNA of Loa loa (African eye worm), 1674 nucleotides long. Its product is annotated as Hc38. Gene Ontology annotation, cellular component: RQC complex. Bases 1 to 1674 code for a protein of 557 amino acids. The transcript is spliced from 11 exons. The record is from RefSeq and is a predicted model, not a curated record. Lineage: Eukaryota; Metazoa; Nematoda; Chromadorea; Rhabditida; Onchocercidae.
AUGUCAACGAAACACUUGCGGAGAUGUUUACAAGAAAAAAAGGCAUUCGGAGAGGAGAGGUCAUCGGUCCGAGAAAAGGAGGAAAGCUCCGAAUCGGCGAGUGAAGAAAGAAGAUUGGAACCAUUUGUAUGUAAUAGGUAUGAAUUCCUUGAAGAAUCUGGGGAAGGAGGAGACGAAAGUUCUGGACCAGUUGAAGAAGCACCGGUUGACAGUAGAAUGCUGAAUGUGGAGAAUGAGUUACGCUCAAUUCUGGGUCGAAGAAGCACAGAUACCAUUCAACGUGGGCGAGUGGUUUUUGGCAAAAUAGUGAAAAAGAAACCAACUUGGCCAGAAGUUAAAAAUGUUGGUUUAUCAAUGGUACUAGAUCGCACCGAAGGUAAUAUAUUUUGGUUCAGAUUUUCGCAUCACGCUUAUUAUCGUGAAUUGCAGCAAAGUUUUUGGAUAGCAUCAGAAUCACUCAAUCAUAAUUUCAUAUCGAAUAUUUUGACACAAUGUCCGUACCACUUAGAUAGCCUGCUUAUUAUGGCCGAAUUGUUGAGACAGCAAGAAGAUUAUCAGUUCGCUCGUGAUUUAAUUGAACGUGGACUGUUUUGCUGUGAAAGUGUAUUUGCUCCCCGAUUUCAACUGAGCAACUUCGAUCAUCGCAUCGACUAUGUCCAUUUCGAAAAUCGAGCAUUUUACUUGUUGCUUCAUCGACAUUUGCGAAACCUUGUAGAUCGUCAUUGUUUCAAAACAGCCCUCCAUGUUGCCAGACUUAUAUAUCGUCUGGAUCCUGUCUCAGACCCACUUGCUAUAGUGCUUACUAUCGAUACGAUUGCUUUGAAAGCACGAGAGUAUAAUUAUCUAAUUCUUCUGUACAAUACAUUACAAGCUUCAAAAAACUUGGAUAGACUUCCAAACUUCGCAUAUUCUGUCGCCCUUGCCUAUUUUUCUCUAUUUUGCGAAAGUGGAAAAUCUGAAGAUAAGGAACUUGCUGACUUUAUGAUUGCCUCGGCUAUUCGACAUUUCCCAACAGUGCUACUGAAACUUUUGGAUGCAAUGAAUGUACAGCCUGAUCCAACAGUAGAAAAUAAUGAACAUAUGAGUGCACUAGCUCAUGAGAGAGAAAGUGAGGGAAUAAAACUGCUCACAUCAAUAUAUGUAAAGCUUGCAUCGUCGAUUUGGUUAGAGGAUUCAUCGAUUCUUUCAUGGUUGGAAGGAGUCACAUUAGCCACCGUGUCAUCAUUCGAUAACUUUAAAGAAGAGCUUGCAGAUUGGGAGAAACUAAGGAAAACAUGUUAUGUUGGAAUACCGCGGAACAUCGAACGACAUGCAUACUUAUGGGAAGUGACGAGAAAUGCGGAAUGGAUCUUAUCAGAUCCCGCACCACCGUAUAAUGGACGAAUGAUGUAUACAAGAAUAGCGAAUAUACCACGGCCUGAUUCAUUCCUCUCAGGAUUGCUGCAUUCCGUGUGGCCCAAUUACGAUCAGGCUCAACACUUGAAUGCUAGCAUUGAAGAAGUAUUGAACGCUUUACGUAGAAUGUUCGUUACUGAACCGCCUGUUGCUGAUUUUGACGGUAAUAACCAGGACGAACAUAAUCGGGAAGCUAUUAACGAAGUGGGAGAUGAAGAGACAGAGCCAAGGGAGGUGGAGCAGGAGCACGGCGUAGCUGGUGAUGAUAAUGGUGCCUAA